This is a messenger RNA of Coprinopsis cinerea okayama7#130, 3015 nucleotides long. RefSeq lists its product as hypothetical. NCBI's taxonomy places the organism in Eukaryota, Fungi, Basidiomycota, Agaricomycetes, Agaricales, Psathyrellaceae. The record is from RefSeq and is a predicted model, not a curated record. The coding region runs from base 1 to 3015 and encodes 1004 amino acids. The transcript has 17 exons.
AUGUCAGUCCCUCCUGCCAAUUCUAGCCGUCCUUCUGCGCACCCCAAUCGCGCCCCUCCCGUUGCCUUUGCGAGUCAUCUGUCCGUUCCAGCUGCCGCCUCUCUGUCGAACCCUGGCAGGACGUUUGGCUCCAUCAACGACCCUGUCGAAGUCGAUGUCAAUAUGGAUCAUGCUUGGAUAACCGCACACGGUGGGUUCGUCCCAAGGUUCAGAGCAGAUGGGUCCACUGUGAUGUAUCCAUUCGAAUCGUUGCCCCCGGGAUUUCCCAACGUCCCUCCUGCGUAUUAUGCCACCUUUCCUCCCCCCGCAGGUACCCUCGUCCCUGGGGCGUUAACGCCGGUCCAGUUGCCUGAUCGCGCUGCCCGCGUCACCGCCGAUGGAAGCAGUGCUUCCACUGCUGCCACUGGCAGUAUCAAGGCUCGUCGCUCGUCAACAGAUGCCCCUGUUUCCAAGCCUGCCGCAGUUCAAAGAGUGGAUGUGGAUCCUGGAAAGAGUAAUCCUGAGACCAGUGGUGCGAGUCAAGUUAUGAAAAAGUCUAGAAAGGUGGUUAUCUCAGACGAUGUUAUUGAUAUCUCGUCGGAGGAGGACGAUGGGGCGAAAUACCUUCCAGGUGAUAGUUCCUAUCGAGGUCGUGCGUCCGCAUCUCGCAUCAAAUUGGGCGGGCCGGGUACGUCUCCGCCAGUGACACGCGCCGUGUCUCGUCGAAGGUCAACCACCCCGGGUUCAGGACUAGCUUCCCGAGAGCCACAACAUAAUGGAUCCAGCGGCGACCCUGUCCUUCCCGGCAAUGACAAACCCGAUGCAUCACCAGCAAAGCCUCGUCCUCGCCCCCGUCGACGCAAUCGUCCCCGUGCGCGGGGGCCUGCUGUUGUGGUUUCGUCUGGAGACGAGGUGACACCAACGGUGAAUGAGAUCGAGUCUCCACCUGUCGUUGCCCCCGGUCCCAACAACGUCGCCCAGGCUCAAGAUCACGGUUCACGGUCUGUCGACAAGUCUCCUCGCGCUGCACGGUCGGGAGGCGACGAACCAGUUACUCCAGACAAUGUCCAUCAGGAGGCUGGUCCGCUAGGGGAUCGCCAGAAAAAGAGAGUUAGAGAUUUAAGGGAUACAGGAAGCGGCUCGGACUCCGGUGAAAGGAGACGCUCGAAGAAGAAUGCCGCCGUCGUCUACACCGACGACCACGACAGUGAUGUUCCCGUCGGCACUUCGUCUCUGGCUCCUGGAUUGGGCGAGUUGGUGAAAACCGGCAUACGCAAACGCUUUUCCAAAGAAGAAAUGGCGCGUCGAGUUGAGGGUCUCCAACGAUCAAGUACUAGGUGGAGCAAACUGUUCCUUGAUAUGAAACCCGAAGACUUUAUGGACGUCGAGGCAAUCGAGGACAACGGACCUGAUCAACCUUCUGUCCCUGAAGACGAUAUGACCGCCUACAAGAACAUGGAUUUGGAUAAGUACGAGAGCUCCUUUAUUGAUGACGAGGAGGAGUCAGAGUCGGAGGAAUUGCCGGCGUUGGAAGAUAUUUUCAAGUCCGGGGAUGAGCGUGAAGACGGUGACGAUGACGCAAAUGACCUGCCCCUUGGGUACUACCUCUCCCAAUGCCUCCGUUCGUCUGCGCUUGUUGCUAACACCAUCAUCAGAUUCGACGACUUUGUACGAGCUCACGAAGAAAAGACGAAGGAGCAGAUCAGAGACGACCGGGCAAUGGCCAUGGCUAUCGAGCGCCACAACACCAUCGUGGAACAGUCUCUGCUUAAUCGGCGGGAAAUGCCUGUGGAUGAUGCUGCCGAUCCUUGUGCAAACACGGAUCUCGAACAGGCCGCGAUACCUGAGGAAGACGACCCAUUCGGUGUUAAACGUCUUCAGCGGGAAUGGCAUGCUGCGGUCGCCGCACAGCUAGAGGCCCAGCGGAGAGCUGCUGUGGCUGCGGGUGUCCGUGAGGAUGAACCAUCGAUUGACGAACGACCAGCGACUCCUCCACCGCCCCCUUCGUCCCAUCCAACCGUGCCUCGAACCCCGGCUGCUUCGUCUUCGACAGCUAACAAACCCACUGUUUACAACCCUACGCCAUCCACCCCUGGAUUGUCUACGCCUGGCGGAAGAAGGCGGUUCGGCGAACUUGUCGGCGUGCCUUCAACUCCUGGAUCCGGUGGUCAAGAAAGAUGGUCGCCUGCUACGCUUCCAAUCCCUCAUCCGGACGUCUGUGAGGUGACAUCGGAUUCACUCCACGAUCCUCUGUUGGCCGACGACUAUGCCAAGUUGAGUCCUCUCCGACGCGGAAUGUUUGUCCCGUACAACAACAAUCCUGGAACAGGAAUGGUUUGGUUCAGCGGCUGGGCGGAGCAGACUCCUGACCUGGAUGCCGAUGCCGCGUUAAACAGCCUUCGCUUCGUGAGGAAAGACAAUUAUAUCAACCCCUCUAGGGCCAGCAAUGACGACAUCAAGGUCAAAAGAAUUUCCCCGGGGUCGUCUUCAGGAAGCCCACGAUUUCACUUUUACGUUGACGAAGAUCCAGUCAUCUUCAAGAUGCUCCAGGCCAAAUUCCAUUCGCAGGAAUGGGAACGAUUUGUUGCGUUUACUUGUAUGCUUGUGGAUAAGCCGGCGUUGCACGCCAAUCUUUCUCGAGACGCCAUUAGCUUCGUCACACGUCCGGUUUCUGGUAACCGACGGGACGAGAAAGAUAAUGCUGCAGCGAGUACCCCUUCCCGAGGGAUGUUCACGCACAAUCCUAGCCCAUCUACACGGGCUGCUCCAUCGAAUCGAUUUAAUGUCGAUAACUAUGCCCUUGAUGCCGACGCUGAAGUUCCCAUAUUCGACGCUCGCGACAUCGACGGCUUCAAUCUUAAUAGUGUCCUGCCUGCAUUGUCACUGCCUGCCUGGGAAGGCGAGAUUCCCUUCGGGUCUUUCGUUGUCGUCGGGUACACGGUCGCCGUCUACCGUGCUCAAUCGGGCAAGUGGACUGCCAGCUGCAAUAUCCACUGGGUAAUAGUUUUGGCUGUACCUUGCGAGGCCGACAAUUAG